Lathyrus sativus (Indian pea) is the source of this 2181-nucleotide messenger RNA. Lineage: Eukaryota; Viridiplantae; Streptophyta; Magnoliopsida; Fabales; Fabaceae. The record is from the annotation of a GenBank genome assembly.
AUGGCGCAAGGGACGGGACGGAGCAGUAGAGUGAUUGGAGACUACGUGGUUGGGAAGCAAAUUGGAGCGGGUUCGUUUUCAGUUGUGUGGCAUGCGAGGCAUAAAGUUCAUGGAACUGAAGUUGCUAUAAAAGAGAUCGCUACGCUUAGGCUUAACAAGAAGUUGCAGGAAAGUCUCAUGUCGGAGAUUUAUAUCCUGAAGCGGAUUAAUCAUCCUAAUAUUAUUUCCUUGCACGAUAUCAUUCAGGCUCCUGGCAAGAUACAUCUUGUGUUAGAGUAUUGUAAAGGUGGAGAUCUUUCUAUGUAUAUUCAACGCCAUGGAAAGGUACCGGAGGCAACUGCAAAGCAUUUUAUGCUUCAGCUGGCUGCUGGUCUUCAAGUUCUUCGGGACAAUAACCUUAUUCACCGAGAUCUGAAACCACAGAAUCUUCUUCUCUCCAGAAAUGAUGAGAAGUCAGUUUUGAAGAUCGCUGACUUUGGAUUUGCAAGGUCUCUGCAACCGAGAGGCCUUGCAGAAACAUUAUGUGGUUCACCACUUUACAUGGCUCCCGAAAUCAUGCAACUGCAGAAGUAUGAUGCCAAGGCAGAUCUCUGGAGUGUUGGAGCAAUCUUAUAUCAGUUUGUUACAGGGAAAACACCUUUUACUGGAAACAAUCAAAUCCAGUUACUACAGAACAUCAUGAAAUCAACAGAAUUGCAAUUUCCAUCUGAUAGUCAAGGCUUGUGUUCUGAGUGCAGAGAUUUGUGCCAGAAAUUACUACGCCGUAAUCCAGUGGAACGUCUAACUUUUGAAGAAUUCUUUAACCAUCCAUUCCUUAAUCCGAAGCAAAGAGAACAGGAUGAAUCAUUAAGGAAUAAAAGCUCUUCAAGGUUGGUAAGUGGGUUCUCUUCAACAGUGACCGAUCCUUCGAGAAGAACUGAGGAAAAUUAUCAAGAGGAUUGCUUACCUUUUGUUCUAGAUGAUGAAUCUAGUAGACCUGAAGGGAGUACGUUGCUUUCAAAGAAGAAGUCAAUGAAGUCUACCUUUGGAUUUGAUCUAAAUGCCAAACUAGAGUCAACUUCCAUUUCUAAUAAUGUAACUUAUGCUUCCAGAUAUAGUAGUAUAACACAGAGACCUGAAAUCACUUCUAAAAGAUUGGACAACCAUAAAAUUUCAGGAAGAAAUCUCACUAAUCCUCUAGGAUCACCAGAACGUAUAUUUGCAAACCCUUAUCCAAAAGUUACAGACUCACUUGAGAAUAUUGAUCAAGAAUAUGUUCUUGUGUCUGGGCCCCCUAUGGAUGUUUCAUCUUCUUCAGUGAAUGCUUCAAAGCCCAGCCCUUCCUUAUUUAGAACAGGUAGUUUCCCCCAAGAGUCUUCUAAUACAACCACCAGAUUAAGUGGUCCAAUGCCAAUCACUGGUGCAUCUACCAAUAGCAUGUGCCAAAUUGGAAGUUCAGGUAGUCAGGACUCUGCUCCUGGGACAUCACAUGGAUCAAUGGAUACAGGUGAUGAACAACCAUCAACUAACAUUAUGACUAGGGUGAAAUCAUUGCAAGAUUAUGCAUCUGCCCUCAGAGAAUUAGUUGAUGAAAAGACUGUGGCAAGAAAGCAGUUAGAAGCAUUUUCUAUUGAGCUUGUGAUUCUUGCCAUUUGGAAGCAAGCACUGCACAUGUGCCAUACACAGGCUGCCUCAGCAAUGGAAGGAAGUCCAAGUCAAGAAGCUUCAAGAUAUAAGAGGAGCACCAGCAAGAAGCUGGGUAGUCCCGAUUCAGAAGAAUGUUUUGAUGAAAACACCCAAGGGCCGAAAGAUUUAUCAUCUGAAAUUGAAAGUGGAUUUUUGAGGGAAUUUGAGCAUGCCCAAGAACUUGCCAAGGCCAUUAAGCCUGGAAAUACUGAGAUGCCAGAUGCAAUGGAAACAAUAUUUCAAGCCGCCCUUGGUUUUGGGAAGCUUGGUGGUGUAGAUGAGCUCAUGGGUAAUACAGAAGGUGCAUCCACAUUGUAUUCAAAAGCCGUUCGCCUAUUGGUUUUCCUUCUAGUGGAAGGACCGUCCCUGAUUCUCAACCCUCCAUUUUCAUUGACAAGAUCAGACCGUUACAGGCUUCGGAAUUACAUUGAUAUGCUUAAUAUCAGACGAAGUUAUACAGGCUCUCAGAGAACAACACUUCCUAAGGGUGAUGAUAGUCAGGGCGUCUUUAAGUAA